Molecule: messenger RNA, 6168 nt
Organism: Laetiporus sulphureus 93-53
Lineage: Eukaryota; Fungi; Basidiomycota; Agaricomycetes; Polyporales; Laetiporaceae
Exons: 6
Coding region: 156-5900 (1914 amino acids)
Source: RefSeq, a predicted model, not a curated record
AGAUCUAACUAUUUCAUCCGAAGAAACACUACGGCAGCGAGUGACGAUCUUGACGAAUUGUACGACCAAACCAAGUACUUGCGUAUUCUCAUGUCUUCAUGUUUGUAACUGCUGCCAUCACGACUUUCCCAGCUGCUGUAUACUAAAGCUAGGUCAUGUCCUGCUGUUACCAAGCGAGGAGCAUGCCAAACACGCCAUCUCGCUCUUCAUCUAUUCCGGAAUCGUCCUCCUCUUCCUCUCAGGCCCAUUCGGCCACGCCGCCUCCCCCUCGAGACAUUCCAUCUAUCCGUCUGCUGUCCGCAACUCCAUAUCGUGCGGGCGACGCGUCGGAUGCGAGUAUGUCCACGCAGCAUACACCACCAUCAUCUUCAUCAUCUAUUGCUCCACGCUCCGAGGCGAGAAGCAAGCACCUUGUACCCAAGAAGUCGAAACUCCAGAGCACAGGAAGCAAGUCCAAGGAGAAGCUGAAGAACGACUUCUCCAGCGCUGUCCGUCGCGUCAGCGGAGCGUCCGCGUCUCAGUCCGCGGACAGGGGAGGCUUUGAUAUCUACGUCGACCAUACUGAUGACCCGGACCUCGAGGAGGUCGUAGUGGUCAAGAAACGGAAGUCGCGCAGGGGAUUGGACAACAUCAGCUGGGAUACUCUCGGUGAUGUCACCAACACUCCACCUGGACAAAAGGAUGGACCUUCGAAACCUAAACCCAAAGUGAAGGAGGACAGUGACAAGUGGUGGAGUUUUGGUCAUAGCCAUGAAGGCGCCAAAGUUCAGGAGAAAGAGAAUGACAAGGCGAAGCGUAAAUCAAGAACUUUUGAGCUAGCCAAACCUCCCGGAUCCCAGGGUUGCAACAACCUCCUUGACUCUGAUGUCGGAUUGUCGCAAGCUUCUCAUGUGCAGACGCCUUCUGUUUCACAUGACGAAUCAUUCCACACGUCAGGUGAGAACACAGCACCUGACGCAACCGCCCCUACCGGUUCCCUCGCAGUCCGAGCGAUGAAGUCUGUGCGAUCACUGGCGCGUAUCACGAGCUGGGCGCAGGUCGGUAGUGAUGCUAAAGAUAGCAUGAGGGGGAUCAGAAAACGUUGGUCUGCGGGCGCAAUCAUGCAAGACAAAUCGAAGGGGAAAGAGAAAGAAGAAGCAGAGCCCAAGAGGAAAUUGAGCAAGAAGGAAUCGAGGAAGAAGGACAAACAUAGAAGCAGCGCAGAGAAUGACACCAAGAGGUCAGAGGCGGAGAAUGCAGCGAACAAUGAAGAGGACGAGCGGAAAAAAAAUAUUUUGCAGUUGCCCGGAAGUGAAGCUCACGUUGCGUCUCCGAAGAUAACGCAUUUGCCCAGAUCACCAUCCGUUGAAGAAUGUCCUCCUAGGACUCUGAGGAGGAUGAAGGGGCAGAGUGUUUUCGGAAUACGUGGAGCGCCAGACGAUGUCACCUCUCCCGCCGUGCCAGAGGUACUCCAGGCAUCAAGCGUAGAGGAACAGCCAUCGAGUACGAUAGGGAAGAAGAGAUCGAGCAUUUUGGGUCUCGGCAUCCCUUCAAGCUACAAAUUCACAACACUCCGAAAUAGAUCCUCUUCAUCCCUCCUCGAACGUAUACGAGUACCAAAUCGCCCAUCUUCUAGUGCUGCCCGUUCUGCCGCAAACGCUCACCAUCGUGCAACAUCCAUUUCCAGCGGAUUCUCCUUUCGACCAGGAUCAACGCGCUCUGGUGGAUCGGUGCUCUCGGAGCGCACGGUAUCCUCUGGGACCGCGGUCUCAGUCCGCUGGGAUGAGGAGGGGCUGCGCUCCGCGAGGGAGAUGCAGAGGAAGGAACGACGCAGCCGCGCACUGGACGGCUCUCGUAUGAGCCGUAACUCUGCUGAAUCAAAGAGACGUGCGGCGAUACUCGACAUUUUUCCGGAGGCGCGGCUGCCAAAGUCUUCGCCGUUGCCCUUGUCUGCAUCCACCUCCGAGCAUACCACUCUCGUCAACGAGAUGGCCGAAAAUUCUCCUACGGAAAGUUCUACUGCGCGCAGGAGGCGGCGAUCCAUUUCCGACCCGAUGUCCAGUAGAGAGAGGCCUGUGCGACCAGCCGAUUCAGAUGAUUCAACGACCAUGUCCGUACUGGACGCUGCUACCGAAGAUCUCGCCUCGCUGAUCGACAGGCUCGAUCUGGAGGUUGCACCGGGAGCCCACCUUUCACGUACGAGGCUCUCACCCGCUUCGCAUGACGAACAGGCGAAUGUAUCUCAGGAGAAGGAUACGAAUCGUAAGGGCAAUUCAAAGCACAGCUUAGCUGGUACACGCCAUUUGUCCCUACCGUUACGUGGGAAGGCUAAGUCCUUCCAGUACGUUCGGAGCGUGGAUAUCGCGCGCACCCUUGUGUCCGAACAAGAAUGGGAGCCACCACCUGAGAAGGGCCCUGCUGGGGUAAUGGCGGCCCCUGAGCCUACCCACCAGAGCGAGCCUUUACCGACUCCUGACCUUGGCUCUCCGUUUGUCUUCAAGCCGUUACGGAUAUCAAAGGCGAAGUCUAACUCGAUGGCUGGCGCGUCAUCGUCGGCUGCGUUUGGAGCGAGAGGAUCCAUAGAUGGCUUGACGAGUGAUGUUCCCAUAGGCCAUGAGGCUGCUUCAUCUCCUGUUCCCGUCUUCAAGGCACCUGCUGGGAAUACCUGGACACGGCCUUCUGUGUCAAGCACUUCCCUUGACAAGGGCAAGCAAACCUCAACGACCGGACAAGAGUCAAAAGAUGAUGUUGCGGAGGUAUUCAGGCCAGCUGGGCCAUCCAUGGAGCGCCCCGAUCCCAAUGCGGACAUUCUGCGCGACUUGCACGCACUACUUUCCGUUUUCUCAGAUGAUCUUGGCAUUCACCGCUUGAGCGAUACACUCUGUUCAUCCUCGUCCUCCUCUUCAGCUUCUUCCUUCACGGCUCUAAAGGAUGGCACAGGCACUAUACCAGGCUCUGCUACUCCUAUCCUCCCGCCUAUACCCGCCAUCAGCCUGUACGACCAAGAGGAUAUGCCAGCGACUAGUGAUUACUCGGAGGACCACACUAAUCAGUCGUUUGGCUUCAUCGGGGAGAGACGCAGACUGAACGCAUCGGGCGACCAGCGCAGCUUUGUGGCGGAACUGGACAGGGUGUUCAAUUCUCCGCCGAGGAUUGAGCUUGACUUCGGGCUUAACGAACCUCUCAGUCUGGACGCUGCAAUGUUGUCCCCGCCUUUCUUCACUACCGAUCCCACUUUGCCGACGUGGGCGAAUUCUUCUCGUGAAGAUGCGCCUUCGGACGAGACCGCCCUCCACGGCGAUUCGAGCAUGUCUGGGUAUCGGAAUUCGUUCAUAUCGGAGGAUUUUUCACAAAGCCCUCAGGAUGAUAGCGAAGAUGAAUGCCGAGUGUACUCUAUGCCGAAUAGGACAGGAAUCAUUCACCCACAACCAUCUGGAGGACAAUUGAACAGGAGUUUCAAGUUCGGUGGCAGGCCGCUGGGUUCUGAUCCAGAACAGGCAACGUCCACAAGGCCCAUGACACUGUCAGAUAUCAUACCUCCCAUUGUCCCGCAGGUACACGGCUCGAGCUUGAUCUCCAGUCCUUCCAGCACAGAAGAAACCAGUCUUCAGCCCGAAUCAGGAGCCAUCGACACAUCGAAUAGCCAGCCUGUCUUCUCUCUCCAACGCAUUCAAUCCAAUAGCUCCAGUCAUGCUGCGUAUCAUACGUCCUUCACUGGCAGUGAGGCGGAUGACUCCCGUCGCGAGUCGCAUCUAAGCUCUAUGGAUUCUGAGACUUUCGAGGAGGUCGGGCGAGGUCUGUCGUUCCCCGUUGACCAUCUGUCUUCUAUCUAUUCUCCCCCUGGAGCCAUAAUGAGGCGCCCGAAUGGUCCUGAUGAGACCGUGCUUAGUGCAACAUUGAUAUCCUCAAUCAACUCCCUUUCACCGGCUGAGCCUUCAUGGCAUAACCUGCUCAGGGCAUCACCGAUUGAUACGACGUCGAUACCGACGUCAGUGCAUGAUACAUUCUCGUUCAUGUAUAGGAACCAUCAUCAGAGGUCCGACAGCGACGCCUCGAGCGUAGAACUUCGACCCACUCAUGUUGGUGUUGUCGAGCCUCGAGAAGAUCAACCUACUGCGAGCAUGGGUUCCGUAGCUCACCCUGAUGCUUCACAUGGUGCAGGUGAUGGUCGUGCCGCUUGGGCUAGUCAUAGCCGGCAGCGAUCGUUCGACUCACCUUGGAGCGAGAUAUCACUGCGCCCUGAACGACCUGGUCUAGGCGACAAGAUGUUUAACGAAGAAGGUCGUAUGCCACUUGCAUUGCCUGCCGCUUCCCCUAGGAAUGUACCAAGUCGACGGCCCUCGUGGGACUCGUCCAUAGAGGGCGGGCAACCUUCUCUGCACGAAAGGCCCUCCGGAAAUAGAGACAGUCUGACUUCUGCGUCUCUAGACUCCGUCUUUGGAUCCGGCGGUACACAACAAGAUAGGCAGCUCUCUAUUCAGCAAUUCCGCCCAGUGUCUGUUAUGAGCGAGACGAGUUCGCAUGACUCGCAAGACGAUGACGACACCUUGAUCACCAUGUUGGAUGGAAGUCGUGUUCGCCGCCGGUCCAUCCAUUCGACAUUGGACGCCUCCCCUUGCGCAACUUUGAGAACCAAGCAACUUCCGCAAGUAGAUGAUAGCAUUGGAGAAGGUAAUUCAACACAGACACCUGCCUAUGCAGAAGACGCUGCUGUGAACCAGUUCGCUGAAGGCAAUGAUGUGAUCGCUUCGAAUACAGUUCCAGAGUCUGCGACAUGCUCGCAAGAAGAGUUGCCGCCGCAACAGGGGCUCCUCACUGACGAAACCCACACUGCGCCAUCUACGGUAUUGACGAUCCCCAUUUCUGUCCAAUUGAAUUCCCAACAAUUCACUUCCGUGAUUCCAAGCAGCUCUCCUGACCAAAUUAUCGCGGAAUCCAGCAGUGGACCAUCGAGGGCUCAGCCAUCCGAGAUGCAGGGCGUGAACAGUGCUGCAGUGUUUCGUCAGGCUCGUGCCAGGGCUCUGGCUGCUUGGCAUCGACGUCGAAAAUCCCAGUCUGCUCCGCCACGAUCCCCAGUGUACGAGACAAUCCUAGAGGAGUCAUACAGUUCUGGUUCUACAUCGAAACAGUCACCAUCUGCCUCAUCCGCUCAAGAUGACGAUGAGGCCGUAGCAGACCAGAAUGCUGAGCCCAUUGAAAACGAUGUGGAUGGUCCACAAGGUGUCAGAUUGCUGCGCCAAUAUUAUGCCCUCAAGAAUGAGGCGCAUGAGACAAUCGUCGAGAGCAGGCAAACUUGGCCGAAUACGGCAUCCUCCAUUAAUGCUGUUAGGUCCUUCAUACCACCCACAACAAGGGAAGGCAUGCGUGCAAUGCUCAAGCAUUCGCAAGAGCACUACAAAUCCCUACCAUUCACGUUCAGCGUUCGCCGCAGUCGGUCUCGCGCAUCAUCAAAAGUAUCGCCCUAUCCAUCUCCUAGUCGUGUUACCCCGAGGUCUGCAGAGAAGUCAAGGCGGCUUGUAGUUAGUCCCAAGCGCGGCCGUCUGACCAAUUCGUCAGUCGCGUUACCCGCGAAAACUGUGCUCCGUGAAAUCUCUGCAAACACUAAUAGCCAAGCCGACACUACUCCGCCCUCUACGCCUCCCUUGAAGAUCAUCAAGCGCUCGGAUAUUUCUAAUGCUAGGAUCGCGAGCUCCAGAUCACUAGAGAGGAAGCCAGCAUCUCCAAGUCCUGAACGCUAUGACGUGUCACCGAGUGUUCAUCAGACAACACCAGACAGCGAGAAACAUGCAAAAGGGAAGUCCAGUUCCAUACACAAGAAGGAGAACGUUGGAUAUGGACUGAACAGCCCCGCAAAGACUCUCAGGCUAAACCGUCCGCGGCCCCGUGGCCGCCUCUCAAACGUGUUCCCAUCAAGACCAUAGUUCUCAAUAUGGCACGAUCUCCGGUUUUGUCACCUCUACGCCAGACACGCCUGCUUAGAUUGUCCGCCGCCGCUUUCACACUGCACAUCUGUAUCACGCCAACGCAUCAGUCUCUUUGCUACACCUUUUACGUGCUGUCAUGACUCAGCUAUCCAUUUAGCUGCAUGUUCACUAACGAGCACUCAAGCUGACCUAUGGGAUCUUGAGGCUCCGAAUCCGACGACCAGUUGUACGAUCUGUCGUGCUGUGCUCUCUAGUGCUCUCUUUC